Messenger RNA from Malania oleifera, 3627 nucleotides. Its product is annotated as protein CHROMATIN REMODELING 24. NCBI's taxonomy places the organism in Eukaryota, Viridiplantae, Streptophyta, Magnoliopsida, Santalales, Ximeniaceae. The transcript is spliced from 22 exons. The record is from RefSeq and is a predicted model, not a curated record. Gene Ontology annotation, molecular function: ATP binding; ATP-dependent chromatin remodeler activity; DNA translocase activity. The coding region runs from base 316 to 3492 and encodes 1058 amino acids.
GCGAAUGUUAUUAUGAUGUGCGACGCCGGCGCGUUCCGUGGUUGGCUGCUUCUACCUCUCAUCCAAAUUUCAAAGUCAGGUGCUAAGCGGGAAAAGGAAACAAAACUUCGUAAGAAACUCAAAUCGUCUGUUCUAAGGAAUAUAAACAUUUCGCGAACAUCGAAGCUAAGAAUAUAAACAUUUUGCAAACAUCGAAGCAACCUCCAGCAUUUUGAUUUUUAAGCCACUGCGACUACGCGGACGCUCCCAUUAAAAACUUAUCAACAAAUCCAGAAACAACAAAUCCAGAAAGCCUACGACGCAAUUGCUGCAGAAAUGGCGGACAAUGAGAAUCCCCUCAGUCUCAAUCAGCGUCAUACUCGUCUUCUCCAAGACCUCCCAGCUUCUCACCAUCGAACAACAUCCAAUCUCCCUCCCACUGGGCAAGAGAAGCCCACGAAGCUCAAGUUGAAAGGUAGACGUCGUCUCUGCAAAGCCUUCUCGAGCGAUACACAUGCCAGCGACGAUAAUGGCGUGCCGCAAUUUUCUGGAAUCGCUGAUUUCGAUUCUCCUCCUGAUGAACAAAAGCGAGAAAAGGUGAAGAUUGAAGGUCGACGUCGCCUUUGCAAAGAGUCGUCUAGUGACGGCAAUGAUGAUUCUGGGCCCAAAUUUUCUGAAAUUGCUGAUUUUGAUUCACCUCCGGUCGUGAAAAAAGUAAACGAGGGUGAUGGUGGUGGUGGAAACGAGAUUAGGGAUAUUCUCAAUGACCUGAAUUCGAGGCUUGAAUUAUUGUCGAUCGAGAAGAAGAUAAUACCUAAAAGAGUUAAUGAUUUGGAGGGGUUUGGGGAUGAAGUGAUUGAUCGACAGGAGAAUGUUGACUUGCCCAAGCAAGCGAGCGCCACUUCUUCGUUUUCAAUGAAAGCUGACCAGUCCAAUCGCUUGUUGGACAUUGCUAGUCAGUUAGAAAUAGGAAGUCGUCUGGGGACAAAGGUAGAUGGCUAUGAUAGGGAGGAUGAUUUGCCCAGUGAGUCUGAGGAUGAUAGGUUUGUUAUGGUUAACAGAGUUAAUAUUCCUAGUCAAGGAGCGAACACAAAUGAAUCUUGGAGGGUUGAUGGGAAGAGUGAGACUCUGAGACAGUCUUUAGUUUCAAAUGAUGGGGAAGAACAAGAGGACGGAAACAGUGAUGAUUGCGUGCUUUUGAGCUGUAAAGGAUUAGAUAAGAAAGCAGAGAGGCAGGGUCGUAAGUUCAAAGAAGACGAGGCAGAUCCAAAUGGAGUUGAUGCAUUGGAUGGCGAUUAUGCAGAUGAUACCGUUUUGGAGGAUCCAUAUUCUAUUACUCUGAGCAGCCCAAAAUAUACAUAUAAUUUGCCUGGUAAAAUAGCAGAAAUGUUGUAUCCCCAUCAGCGUGAUGGCUUGAAGUGGCUAUGGUCUUUGCAUUGUCAGGGUAAGGGUGGGAUCCUGGGGGAUGACAUGGGUUUGGGAAAAACUAUGCAGGUUUGUAGCUUUCUAGCUGGGCUGUUUCAUUCAUGCUUGAUUAAGAGAGCAUUGGUUGUAGCGCCUAAAACACUGCUUUCUCAUUGGAUCAAAGAGUUAUCAGCAGUUGGCCUUUCUGAGAAGACAAGAGAAUACUUUGGAACUUGUACAAAAACACGGCAAUAUGAGCUCCAGUAUAUACUUCAGGACAAAGGCAUUCUUCUUACCACCUACGAUAUUGUGCGGAACAAUUCAAAAUCUUUACGCGGAGACUCUUACUUUAAAGAUGAGAGAAGUGAGGAUAGCAUUACAUGGGAUUAUAUGAUACUUGAUGAGGGCCAUCUCAUAAAGAAUCCUAGUACCCAAAGGGCCAAGAGUUUGCUGGAUAUUCCUAGUGCUCAUCGCAUUAUUAUAAGUGGAACUCCAAUACAAAACAAUCUUAAGGAAUUGUGGGCCUUGUUCAGCUUCUGUUGCCCUGAGCUUCUGGGUGACAAGCAUUGGUUUAAGGAAAGAUAUGAGGCUGCCAUUCUUCGUGGAAAUGACAAACAUGCUUCUGACCGGGACAAGCGUAUUGGUUCAACAGUUGCAAAGGACUUAAGGGAACGAAUUCAGCCUUAUUUUUUGCGUCGUUUAAAAAAUGAGAUAUUUGGUGAAGAUGAUGCUGCAGGAACUGCCAAGCUUUCUAAAAAGAAUGAGAUCAUUGCAUGGCUAAAAUUAACUAGUUGCCAGCGAAAACUCUAUGAAGCUUUUUUGAAAAGUGAGUUGGUUCUUUCAGCUUUUGACGGCUCCCCACUGGCUGCACUAACGAUUUUGAAAAAAAUUUGUGAUCAUCCACUGCUCUUGACGAGGAGAGCUGCUGAAGAUCUACUCGAAGGAAUGGAGUCUAUGCUAAAUCAGGAAGACCUUGGUGUUGCAGAGAAAUUGGCAAUGUACAUAGCAGAUGUCACUGAGGGAGAGAACUUUCAAGAGAAGCAUGCCAAUGUCUCAUGCAAAAUAUCUUUUAUAUUAUCUUUAUUGGAUAAUUUAAUUUCGGAGGGGCAUAAUGUUCUUAUCUUUUCUCAAACUCGCAAAAUGCUUAAUCUUAUUGAGGAGUCACUAGUGUCUAACGGUUACGAGUUUUUGCGCAUUGAUGGUGCCACAAAAGCUGGUGACAGAGUGAAGAUUGUCAACGAUUUCCAAGAAGGUGUGGGGGCUCCUAUAUUUCUUUUGACAUCUCAAGUUGGUGGUCUUGGUCUCACACUCACCAAGGCAGACCGCGUGAUUGUGGUUGAUCCAGCUUGGAAUCCAAGUACGGACAACCAAAGUGUUGAUCGUGCAUAUCGCAUUGGGCAAAAGAAGGAUGUUGUAGUAUAUAGAUUGAUGACGUGUGGGACUGUUGAAGAAAAGAUUUAUAGAAAACAGAUAUUCAAGGGGGGAUUGUUUAAAACUGCAACUGAGCACAAAGAACAAAUUCGAUACUUCAGCCAGCAGGAUCUUAGGGAGCUUUUCAGCCUCCCCUCACAAGGCUUCGAUGUAUCCCUUACUCAGCAGCAGUUACAUAAAGAGCAUGAUAGCCAAUAUAUAAUGGAUGGCUUUCUGACUGCGCACAUAAAGUUCCUAGAAACUUUGGGAAUAGCAGGAGUUAGUCACCACAGUUUGCUCUUCUCAAAGGCAGCUGCUGCACCAAUUUCAAGGGAGGAAGAGGAAGAGAUAAGGCUAAGAGGAAUUCCAUUUGUCAGGCUACCAUCUUCAAACUCUUCAUCUGAACAUAAUAAUGUUGAUGGGGCUGAGCAUGCAUUCAUUCCGAAGGAUGUAAAACUGCACAGAAAAAGUCCCUCCAGGAAUAGUCCAGGUACAGUAACGGAGUCGGAAAUUCAAUCGAAAAUCAGUCGGAUGACUCAAAUUUUUGCAGACAAGGUGAUUGUCUCGAAAUUACCAGAUAAGGGAAAGAGAAUUCAAACGCAGAUUGUUGAACUAACUUCAGAGCUUGAGAGGAUUAAGUUGGAAAAGAACUCUGAGAAAGAAGUCAUUGAUUUGGAUGAUGUGAAUGGGGAAGUUUAAUUCAAUUGGUAUGAUGGUAUCGAAUGCAAAGUUGUUGAUCAGACAAUUAUUGUGCUUGAAGAGGCACGCGUUGUUGUUUAGACAAACUGGAAGUUCAUAUAUUAUAAAUAAAAAGUUAUUAUUUUGCUUCCAGCA